AUGAAAGCCCUCUAUUGGAAUAUUAGAGGGAUAAAGAAGGCUGCCGCAAGGUUAGCUUUGAGGAAUAUUUUAAGGGACAAAAGACCUGAUUUCCUUUGCAUUGCCGAACCUAUGAUUCCCUCUGACGCCUUUCCUACGUUGUUCUUCAACAAGCUGGGUUUUGACCCUGAUUUCAUCCAUAACGAGCGUCUAGGCGGAGUCUCAAAUCUAUGGCUGAUUUGGCGAAGAGGUGUAGCAAAGCCUGUUGUGCUAACGUCUUCUGAGCAGCAAAUCUCUGUCUCUGUGCAAUGGGCUCAGGAAAUUUUCAUCUUAUCUAUAGUGCAUGCCAAAUGCCUAAGAGCUGCUAGAAGAGAAUUGUGGACCGACUUGGGAAGGAAAUUCACAUGGACUAAUAACAGGAGAAGGGGACAUGUCUCUGCUGUGCUCGAUCGAAGCUUUUGCAAUGAGGCCUGGAUUUCUUAUUUUCAAGAAUGUCACCAACUUGUCUUGCAGAGAGUGGCGUCUGACCAUACUCCCAUUUUGGUGGUGUCUGAAGGCUCUGAAAGACCAAAAAACUGUCCUUUUCGCUUCCAGAGGUUCUGGGCAGACCAUGAGGGUUAUCUAAAUGCAGUUAAGUCCUCCUGGGUGAAUGACAUUCCUGGAUCGCCAAUGAUGGUUAUGGCUCAAAAAUUAAAAAGAUUGAAGGUCUUCCUGCGCUCCUGGGCAAAAGAAAAUUUUCCAAAUUUUAAUUUGGAGAUGAUGGAAGCAAAAAAAUGCAUGGAGGAGAUCCAGACUGAAAUUGACAGAGAUGGGAUAAAUGACUCAAUUUAUGCCAAAGAAGCUGAUGCAAAGACCAGAUAUCUGAAGGCCCUGCAAAAUUAUGAGAAAUUAUGGGCUGAAAAAUCUCGUUCUAGAUGGAGGAAUCAAGGAGAUAGAUGCUCAAGAUUUUUUCGCAUCUCAGUGAAGAUUCGGCGAAUGAAGAACUCCAUUAAAUCUCUGAAGAUGGUUGAUGGGACCCUGAUCUCUGAUAGAGAGCAGAUCAAGGAAUAUGUUGCGGGUUAUUAUGAGCAUUUUCACAAAGGUACUCCCCUUACCAAUCACAUGGAUUUAUUGCAAUGCAUUCCUAAUGUAUUGGAAGAAUGGGAUAGAGGUCGAUUAGAUGGUAUUCCCUCUGACUCUGAGAUUAAGAAUGCAGUGUGGGAUCUUGAUCCAGAUAGUGCUCCUGGUCCAGAUGGAUUUCCUGGAGCUUUUUAUAAAUCAUGUUGGGACAUCAUAUCUUCAGAUUUGUGCAAUGCUAUCAGAUGGUUUUUCAGAACUGGGUUCAUGCCUUACGGCAUUAAUAAUAAUUUCCUGAUCCUUGUUUCUGCCAGAAUCUCAGUUCUGUUAAAUGGUGGCCCUGUUGGAUACUUUGGUGUGGAGAAGGGUCUGAGACAAGGAGAUCCAAUCUCGCCUAUGCUGUUUAUCAUUGCUGAAGAGGUUCUUUGUAGAGGCUUAUCUGAGCUCCUAGCCAAUAACAACAUUAAAGCUCUAUCGGGUCCUCGUGGGGCGAUUAUCCCUACACAUAUUCUUUUUGCUGAUGAUGUUUUUAUCUUUUCUAAUGCUUCCAUCAGGAAGCAAGCCAUUGCAGAAGAGCUUGGUAUCUCCAUUUGUAACUUCCCCACCCGCUAUUUGGGGGUCGAGAUCUUUAAGGGAAGGGUGAAUAAGGAGUCGCUAAUCCCCAUUCUGGAUAAAGUCAAAGGGCGUCUUGCAGGAUGGAAAGGGAAGAUUUUGUCCAUGGCUGGAAGAGUGGAAUUGGUCCGCUCAGUGAUCUUGGGAAUGAUGAACCAUAGUUCAGCUGAAGCUUGGUAUUCCGAUUCAGCGAUCUCCACCAAAAUCAAUCUUAGAGGUUUUUUGGUGCAGACCCGAGGCAAAUUGGAUUAA
Molecule: messenger RNA, 1899 nt
Organism: Macadamia integrifolia
Lineage: Eukaryota; Viridiplantae; Streptophyta; Magnoliopsida; Proteales; Proteaceae
Exons: 5
Coding region: 1-1899 (632 amino acids)
Source: RefSeq, a predicted model, not a curated record